AUGUUUACCGAAGCAUAUUCAGAACUGUCCACAACCCACUCCAGUGGAGCCCAUGAAGACUGCCUCACUAAAAAAUGGUGGAAAAGGAUACGCAUUUCCCUAAUUGUAAUCUACAGCCUUAUCUCUGUUUUGGGGGUCAUAGGUAAUGGGCUGGUCAUUUUCAUCACGGGUUUACGAAUGAAGAAGAAAUUCACAACUGUCUUCUUUCUCAACUUGGCCAUUGCUGAUUUCAUCACCACCUUCUUCCUGUCACUGUCAGUUGCCAAUCAAGCCCAACACAUCUUUCACAUUAAGUGGUUAUUAGGCCAGGAAAUGUGCAAGUUCCUUGGCACCAUAAAGUCCCUUAACUUCUACUCCAGCAUUUUCUUCCUCAUGGUCAUCAGCAUAGGUCGUUAUGUUUCUGUGAGGUACCCUCUGUGGACAAGGAAUCACCAGACACCCCGGCUGGCUUCUUGGGUGGCUUUGGGUGUAUGGGUCCUGUCUCUGGCCUUGUCUUGUGUAUACCGGCACGAUGUUCUAUCUCUGAUAUUAAAUACACAAUAUCUAAAUCGGAGCAAAUAUUCACAAACUCAAAAGGAUCGCAUCUGCUUUGGCAGUUAUGCCGACACUUAUAGAAGGUUGAAAGGUAUUUCCUAUUCCCUGUUUAUCAGCCACAUCAUCCUUUCCUUCAUCCUCCCUUUUAUUGUCAUGAUUUAUUGCUAUGGGGCAAUCCUCUUGAGGCUCAGGAGGAGCCAGUUUGCUCAGUCGGGAAAGCCCUUCAAAGCCAUCACAGCAGUGACCUUGGCCUUUUUUGUCUGUUGGUUCCCAAUUAACUUGAUUUAUUUCUUUACAAAACCACUGAAACAAAUCUGUGACCUCCACAAGGUCUUCAGGGCUUUUUAUUACCUAAGUGACAUUUUAGCUUACUUCAACAGCUGUCUCAACCCCAUCCUCUAUGUCUUCAUUGGGCGCAAUUACAGGGAGAGUCUGAGAUGUUCUCUCUUCUCAGAGUUGGAGAACGCCUUCCAAGAGGAGAGCAGCCCUGGCAGAACAAAGACUAAGGACAGCUCCUCAGCAAUGACAGAAUCCCAGAACUUAUGA
Messenger RNA from Hemicordylus capensis (graceful crag lizard), 1080 nucleotides. RefSeq names its product formyl peptide receptor-related sequence 6-like. Gene Ontology annotation, molecular function: N-formyl peptide receptor activity; complement receptor activity. The record is from RefSeq and is a predicted model, not a curated record. NCBI's taxonomy places the organism in Eukaryota, Metazoa, Chordata, Lepidosauria, Squamata, Cordylidae. Gene Ontology annotation, biological process: inflammatory response; positive regulation of cytosolic calcium ion concentration; complement receptor mediated signaling pathway. The transcript has a single exon. Bases 1 to 1080 code for a protein of 359 amino acids. Gene Ontology annotation, cellular component: plasma membrane.